GUGUUCAGUUGAAAGUGUUUUCCUAAACUCCAGUGAUAGCUAAAGAAGAUUCAGGAAAAAUGAAGUUCGCAGUGGGAUUUGUAGUUUUGGUGGCAUUCUGUGGUGUCCUUUAUGCCCAGAGUCACAAUAUGCAAUGGGGAAAUACCACGCACUAUGACCAACUGCUUCAUCGUGCUUUCGUGAAGAAAAGCUCGUCCUUCAUGCAGACAAAAACCACGGAAUAUUCAUGGCCAAAUGCAACAAAUAGCCAACCAAGAAACCGCACAAUCACAUGCAUUCGUGCUUUGGAUCAAUACGUUAACGGAAAGGGUGGAUAUGCAACUCUGAGAGCUGGUGGUGUCGGAUUCAAUCACACCACUAUUCGUUUCAAAUCACAGAGAGGACAUGGUUUUGACUUCAUCUUGGAGAUAUAUGGUCACUAAUUGAGUGACUUCAGAGAUGUGGAAAUGGAUCAGCUUUAGUAGCUCCUGUUUGCUUUUAGUCGAAUUGUAUGCGGAUCAAGUUGCGCAAAUUGAGUAUGAUAACAUCUGGAAUGGAAAAUAUUCUUGACAUCAAGUUUUGUUGUUAAAUUAAGUAAUUUAUUCAAGUGAAUAAAUAUUUUAAAAGCACAUAUCAAU
Messenger RNA from Phlebotomus papatasi, 617 nucleotides. Its product is annotated as probable salivary secreted peptide. Lineage: Eukaryota; Metazoa; Arthropoda; Insecta; Diptera; Psychodidae. The transcript has 2 exons. The record is from RefSeq and is a predicted model, not a curated record. Bases 60 to 422 code for a protein of 120 amino acids.